Messenger RNA from Rotaria sp. Silwood2, 804 nucleotides. NCBI's taxonomy places the organism in Eukaryota, Metazoa, Rotifera, Eurotatoria, Philodinida, Philodinidae. The record is from the annotation of a GenBank genome assembly.
UUCAACAAUGUCGCUUGAAGAAAUCUCUCCUGAGUUUGUCUCAUCCUCACUGAAUAACUAUUCAAAACAGCCAUCAACAAAUUUAAAGUAAGACUUAUUUUGAAACAAGUUUUCUUUAAGAAAAAAAUUUUCUUAAAUCAACAAGGUUUGCAUCGCAUUCCAGACAAUACAGUAAUACCAAACGAAAAAAAUUAAUUAUUAUCAGUAUUAUUACUCUACUGAUUUUGGUAAUAAUUAUUUUGAUAGUUAUGAUGAUUGUUGUUUGGAAUUCACAGAAUACAACAGAUAAAUCAACAUCAUCAAUAACAGCUAACAAUAUCAAUUCAUAUUCUAGUAAGAAUAUUACUUGCUUAACAUGUUAUAAAAGAUAAGAGAGAAUAUUUCAUCCGAUCAAUAUAGUUGAAACUGUGAGAAAAUUGUUCUAUAUUGGACAAAUACGUUCUAUAAAUAACAUAGGAGUUCAUUGAUUUAAUUGAUAAAUGUUUAGGUACAACAAUAUCAAUGAUCUUUGAUGUUGGUAAUGGUGGAGCUAGUGGUGAUCCACCUUGUUCAUCAUACACAGUUGUCAACGAUCCUAUGCGCAAUAUAGCAACAUCUGGAACAGGUGGUACAUGCGAUAAGGGUCCCUUAUUCAAUACAAGUAUUGGCGGUAGAUGGAUUCGAUUUAUGGGUAUAGGAGGUACCAUCAUACCUCUGAUAUCACCAGGAGUAAAUCAUUGUGGUGCUUUUCUAGUAGGAUGGUUUAAUGGAACAUUACCAUCAAUAAUAGAAACAAUAGUUGGAGGAUACAAUUCAAUUGUUUAG